GUGAUUUUUCCGUUUUCUCAUGAAUGCAGUAAUUGCACUGUGUCAUUUCUGUGAACUACACGGUCCCUUGGCUAUCUUCUGCACGCAGACUCUCCGGGAGACACGCCUCAGUGAUGUGUUGUGCACUAAGAAGGGGGAUCUGCUCAGCAAGAAGUGCUCUGCGUGCACUUCCUUGGACGAUUCAAUGGUGUUCAUGACCAAGGACGAGGCUGGUCAAGCGAAAUUCGUAAGUUCUCAGCAGCCUGUGAUUGGAGAUGUAAUCCCACUGGUGAAGCAAGCAGCCUUUCGAAGUCUCAGCUGCGAGAUCAACAACAAAGACGACGGACUGGUGUUCUUCGGAGACGGAUCCCGUGGACACGUUCUCAGUCACACCUUCCAAAUACCCGACUCCAAGGCGAGAGGAUUCUACAGGCUCUUCUCGAUUCUGGUCCUGAUGAAGGACAAACUGUUCCUGCUCAAUAUUCAGCCUUUCCUGUCGCACAAUCUGAAGAAGAUUUCCGCCCAGCUGAAGGAAUACGCCAAUGCCACGAAUCCCGGAGAGCAAUCCCGCCAGAGUGAGAAGGCCCAGAGACUUAGCGAAGGAAUGGGCUUCUCGCAGCCUCGUCCACUGACCGAAUUGACUGGAGAGAAGCACAUUUUCGCGCAUAUGCACUCCCAUUUUGCCUGGAUACUCUGGGCUGGGGCGCAAUAUCUCAAGGAAUCCGUCACUAUUGGCAGUCCAAUGGUGCCUCCGUGGCUGGGAAAGGAUACAGAGGAGGGUUUCGCCAUGGUACAGAUUGACAAGGAAGAGUGGCUGAUGAGAAAGCACGGGAUGGAUGAAAUUGACGACGACGGAGCAAUAAUCAGAGAUUUCCGGAGAUUUAGAAUCCUUCUGGGCCAUCAUUUCUUCAAUGUCUGCUACUGUGUCCUCGUGGGGAUUCAGGUAAUCCUCAGAGGACCACCUGGAGAAACCCUUCGCAUGAUAAAAUGCUUUAAGAAGCUCCUCCCAAAGUAUCUUCACCGGCUCAUCCAUAUUGAUUCCUCAAAGUACCUGUCGCCGUCGGAAUGUCGCAUUUUGACGGUGUCCUCCAACGUGACUGUUCCCCAGCCUUGCACUGGAAUCUUCAGAGUAGACUUCUCCCGGGAUCGCGAGUGGAGAUUAUCUGUCGAAUGGCUAGGAGAAGUGCCUGGGAAAACACCGGACCUUCUCACUAAAAUCAUGCGAGCUUUCGAGGAAGAGCAGUUCACGGAUGUCGUCCUCGAGAAACACCUUCGCGUUCUCAUAGAAGAGUGGAACAAUAAAAUCAACUGUCUGAAGAAGAUCCAGAAUAGCCAGGACGUGAGCCGUAUCAAGAAGAUUCUCAAUGUGCAACCGCAGGAUGCGCUUCUAGUAAAUUAUUGGUCGAAUAAUGCGUAAAAAA
Phlebotomus argentipes is the source of this 1400-nucleotide messenger RNA. RefSeq names its product folliculin (gene BHD). Gene Ontology annotation, molecular function: GTPase activator activity. Gene Ontology annotation, cellular component: cytosol. The transcript has 3 exons. NCBI's taxonomy places the organism in Eukaryota, Metazoa, Arthropoda, Insecta, Diptera, Psychodidae. The coding region runs from base 20 to 1396 and encodes 458 amino acids. Gene Ontology annotation, biological process: negative regulation of transcription by RNA polymerase II; positive regulation of TORC1 signaling; positive regulation of GTPase activity. The record is from RefSeq and is a predicted model, not a curated record.